AUGAUAUCCCACCAACAGCUGGUCGAAACAGCGCAGAUACUCAUUCAGAUAGAACUUGGCGAUGAAUUGACUCAAUUGGUGAUAGAAUUAUUCAAAGACCGGAUAAAGUUGCACGUGCAGACCAAAUGUUCAAGGGUCUGGAAUAGACCUGUGCUCCAGGAUCUCUCGAAAUGGACCCACCAAAUUCUUGUUCCAAAACUUGGAGAUAUUCUUCCGUCUUGCAAUCUCUCAUCCCUAGAUGUUUUAGUCAAGAAUGAGCUGGUUAAGCUCAGAGUUGGAGAGAGCUUUGACAUAGUGGUCGAUUAUCCGGAUUCCACCUUUGCUCUUGAGGAACUGCGCGCAUGCAUGUCAACUCCGGAACAAAAUGCUCAACUGGUGAACACCUUCAUCCAUUUAUCAAGAAAGAGGUUACUCCAUGCGGGUGUGAAUACCAUCGACAUCAUCAAGUGCUAUAUUUCAACCAUUCGCUCGUUUCUGAUAAUCGAUCAUCGAGGAGUCUUGUUGGACAAAGUGUGCAGACCUAUUAGAGCAUAUCUUAGAGAUAGAGAAGACACAAUUGAGCGUAUUGUGUUUGCGCUACUCGAUACGUCAACCGACAAUAAACUGAUUGAGCUUGCUAUUGAGCUUCGUCAGUCAGACAAAAAGAAACAUCUCACACAGGAAAUGGAGCGGGAUCUGGACUGGACGCCUGAUCCCGUAGAUGCUCUACCUGACUUCCGUAAAGGAGUGGUGGAAGAUGUGGUGGAGUCACUAUUAUCAAUUUUCGACUCAAAAGAUGUGUUCAUGAGUGAGCUAACUAAAGUGUUUUCCGAACAACUACUUCGCAUCACAAACUAUGAUGUUCGGGAAGUCUACGGUAAGCUUCAGCUGCUAAAGUCGAGAUUUGGCAACUCAGAGUUUGGGUCUUUGGACGUUAUGAUGAAAGACAUCAUUCAGAGCCGCAAGUUGGACAAGCUUAUCAAUUCAGAUAAAGUUCACGCAUCCAUAAUUUCGCAUAUGUACUGGCCGGAGUUGCCAGAAGAGAAGUUCAAACUUCCUGAUGAGAUACAAACUAAUUUGCAAAACUACGAGGAAGAAUUCAAAAGGAAGAAGAAAGGACGCAAACUCACCAUUUUCCCGUCUCUCACAUACGUGGAUAUUGAUGUCGAGAUUGGCAACCAGGUGAGAAAUUUCAAGGUUUCUGCCGAUAAGGCUUCUAUUCUAUAUUCCUUUCUAGAUAUUCCAAAGGGCAGUGAGGUGAAACUUGCUAUAAUUUGCAUGAAACUCCAAAUGUCGCUAAAGCUGGUCAGCGAGGGACUGUUAUUUUGGGUGAAACAGGGCGUUUUAAAAGAUUGCGGCAUCAACACCUAUAAAAUCAACGAGUGAUCAUUUCAGUUCCAUUGUGAUGAUUUUUUCCACAGUUCUCAGCACCUCGUCGCUGAACUCAUUAAUUUGGUCAUAAUGCGGUUGCCGGAACCGUUCAUUUAGGGCCUCGUCAAGCAGGUGUCUCAAUUUCGUGAUUAAGACAGCAUUUUUGCACCAUGUUCUUAUAGGCAGCCAUUGUCCCAUCACGAUACCUGGAGAAGGCUUGCCGGACGAGACGGUACUCAGAUCGUACGAUAUAGAGCCACCAAAUAGCAGAACGGCUAGAAUGGAAACAGGAGUCACAUCUCUGAUAUACAGCUUGGUUGUGGUGUGCGAUGCUCCGUACGUGAGAAAAUGGGACGUCAAGUUAUUGGACUUUGUAGGUGUGAAGAUAACAUUACCGUUCUCAUCCUCCACAAGCGGUUCUCCACCCGAUCCAGCUGGGGUUUUGACAUUAAACAGCGUUGACGAGGGGUGCAAAAAUGCUCUGGUAGCAGGAAGCUGGUCGUCAUGGUUCUUGAUAUAUUUUUCGUUCCUGAUCCAGAAUUUGAUGCUCUUUGCGUCGGGGUCUAUAGAAAUCGAUCCAGCAACACUUGCCAUGUAUUUGGGAUCCGGAUAUUGCACUCUGGCAAUUUGAGGGUAGGACGAGGAGCAUACCAAUGAGCAGAGUAUCUGAUAGUUACCCGAGUUUUUGUUAAGAAUCGACGAGGACUGGGAUUUAGGAUAGUCCAUUGGGAUGAAGCCAAGAUCUUGUAAAGCAGAAAUGUACUGCGUUCUCGUCGACUGAAUCUCGUUCAUCGUCAAAUAUGACAGAUAGUUCUCUUCCAGCCAGCGGCGUUGAAUUUUCGGCUCCAGAUUCUGGUACUCGUUGAAAGCGUUCAGAAUGGCAAUGAAGUCUCCAUAGCCCUUAGAGAACUUGUUCUGGACUUUUUUCACCUCGUCGCUGUUCUCCAUUCUUACCAUGAACGGGUUUCCUGUGACUCCAAUGGCCGCAAGAGUGAGACAACUAUCCAGACACUUGAACAGAACGCCGAAGAGAAGCAAUUUUCCAGACUUGAGGUCUGUUGGCAAUGUUGAUAAAUAUGAUCCCAACUUUGUCAAGUUAUCGUUGUGCAACGCCCCCAUUUCUGUCAGCAACUGUUUCGAGCUCUCGACAUUUUCCACGUCUGGCGGGUCCAGACCCAUUUUCAAAAAUUCGUGCACAUUUUUGAUGCCCAUGGACUUGACCACCAGGUACAAAUUCUCCAGUCUUGUGCGCUUGAUUUCAGGAAUAGGGUAUUUGCGCAUAGUCUUCGUCUCUGUUUCCUUGGUGAAGAGCUUGUAGCAGAGCCCAUUCUGGAUACGUCCUGCUCUUCCUCGUCUUUGUCCACAUUCUGCUUGCGAAGCCCAGGAUUCGACUAGUUUCGUCGAAUUGGAAGCCGAGUCAAAAUGGAUACUUUUCACUCUUCCCGUGUCAAUCACCACCACAGCAUCAGGAAUCGUGAUCGACGUCUCUGCGACGUUUGUGGAGGCCACCACCUUUCUUUUUCCUUGAGGAGGGGAUCUGAAAAUCCGUUUCUGGUCUUUGGAGCUCAAGGCAGAGUGCAAAGGCAGAGUCCAGAAAGGACCGUUUAUUUUUGCCAAACAUUUGCUAAUUUCCAUCACUCCUGGCAAGAAUAUCAGUAUAGACCCGCUGUUUGACUGCGCACGCAAAUCGGCGUCAACUUUCUCCACCAAGGCGGCAAUCAGGUCGUAAUUAAUAUUCCCCAGCUCAAAAUAUUUAGAGUCCGCCUUUGGCUGAAUUUGGUCUCCGUUCCUCAUUGUCACUGUAAACUGCAAAUCAUCAAGGAUAUCGUCCAGAUAAUAAUCCUGAAUAGGAAACGUCCUGCCUUCAAUGUGGACGUGAGAAACUCCAGACCCAAAGUACUUGUCAAAUACCGAUAUGUCAAUGGUGGCAGACAUGAGCACCACCUUGAGUUUUGGAUACAUUUUGAGGAUUUUCUUCAGGAUGAUCAGAAGAAAGUCUCCGUCGACAGAACGCUCGUGCACCUCGUCAACAAAGAUGUAGCCCAGGUUUUCGAAGAUCGUAUUGCUUGCGUCCUUGUUGCUAACAAUUCCUUGGAUCAUUCUCAAGAGAACUCCCGUUGUGACAAAUGUGAUUCGAGUAUCUUUGCAUGUUUUAUUUUCUCCUCUGAUUAUGUAUCCGACCUCGCUGCCACAUGUGCUGACACGUUCCUCGGAUACCCUAUCUGCGAGCCCAAUGGUUGAAAUUCUUCUCGGCUGAGUGCAGAUUAUGUUGGUGGAAAAGUCGUUUUGGCUAUUGAGCUGGUCCAGGAUAAAUUGCACAAUUUGCGUGGAUUUACCUGAACCAGUUUCACCUGUGAUGAGGCAGGCACGGUUGCUAUUGAUGACAGAAACAAGCUGCUCUUUUUUAUGCCAUGCAGGCAGCUUGGACCGCUGUCUGACCAUCUCUUUAUACUCGCAUAAUUGAAUUCUGGUUGCGUAGUCAAAGGAAAGACGAUCCAGGUCUCUAGAUGCCUUUGCGCGCUGUCUCUUGGUGGUCUUCAAAGACGAAGUGCUUUCGGCUGCCUUGCGCUCUCUUUUGACGCUAGUUUUCACCAGAGGACCAGGAUUUUCCACGAUCCGAAGAAUGUUCUUCUCCAACCACUCAAUGCAAUUGAAGAUGAUCGGCAUGCCCAAAACGUUGUUUUCUACGAUGUGGAAUAAGAGCUCUGUAAUGAUGGAAAUCUUAAUGUAGUUGGCUAGCUUGUAGGAGCUGUUUUUCACCACCAAAUGGAGGCCGGGGAGUGUUUGGGGAUAAUUGGGGCUUUUGUACACCUUUAGCGCGAGUAAACCUUCGUCCAUGCCCUCUGGACGCAGCGAAAUUUCGGCAAUAUUCUUCUUGGGCAGCUUGAUAUUGUCGUCUCCAUAUAUUGCGACGAGUCCGUCGAGUUCCUCCUGCCAAAUUUCCGCAGAGUCCGGUUCCUGAGCGUCGGUCUCAAAGUCGAUAAGCGUCGACGUCAAAUAGACCCCCAAAAGAAUCUCGUCGUAUCCACAGGCGCUAAUGGCAGUUUCUAUUUGGUUCACGCUGAAUCCUCCCUCUCGGAGUCUUUUGACAAGAUUCUCUUUUUUGAAGUCUUUACUAAUAGUCAGCUCCACGUUCGAGUCUUUACUGUCCUUCACAAAAAGAGGCGGAAGAUCGUCUUCAGGAAUGUGAAAUAUGAGCCACUCCAAAGCGUCGGUGAAAGUACUCGUAUACUUCAGAGAUUCUUCAACAUGCAUUUUCCUGAACCCUAGUGCUUCCAACGCUCCAGCAUCAACGUUAAACCUUUCACCCUCUAUAUUCUCUUCCGACCAUUCGAUGUGGUGUCGGAUACAGUCUUCAACCAAGGCUCUGAC
Molecule: messenger RNA, 4722 nt
Organism: Ogataea polymorpha
Lineage: Eukaryota; Fungi; Ascomycota; Pichiomycetes; Pichiales; Pichiaceae
Exons: 1
Coding region: 1-1365 (454 amino acids)
Biological process (GO): ubiquitin-dependent protein catabolic process
Cellular component (GO): anaphase-promoting complex
Molecular function (GO): ubiquitin protein ligase binding
Source: RefSeq, a predicted model, not a curated record